AUGCCACACGGAGGAGGCACGAGGGCUGGGAUACUGCCAGGUCGCCCAAGCCUAGACAGGGGAAAUAGAGAGGCAGAGGUCGGGUUCGAGCCACGGACCUUCCGUAUCUGGCAUUCCAACCUAACAUUGUUAUAUCUGCUGAUUUGCCAAUCUGAGGUAUCUGCUGUUGACCCGCUUCAGUGCCUAGUGCCGGAGAAAGACUCACAGAAGGGAACACGACAGCUGUAUGUCGAACAAGCGAGUCUGAGAGCGUGA
This is a messenger RNA of Opisthorchis viverrini, 255 nucleotides long. RefSeq lists its product as hypothetical. Bases 1 to 255 code for a protein of 84 amino acids. NCBI's taxonomy places the organism in Eukaryota, Metazoa, Platyhelminthes, Trematoda, Opisthorchiida, Opisthorchiidae. The record is from RefSeq and is a predicted model, not a curated record. The transcript has 2 exons.